AUGCUGCUCGGCAAGGACCUCUAUCGACAGCUGCUCAAGGAGGCCAGGCACCUCCCAGACUCCCGCGUCAGUGAGCACUACCUGCACGCCAUCCGCACCUCGUUCAAGCAGCCUCCACCGCCCGAGUCGAGCUCGCAGGCAGUUCGCCGAGUCAAACACGCCCAAAAGCUUCUCCGUCACCUCCAAGCAGCCAACGACGGCUACCUGCAUGCCCUGACUCGAGCGUUCGAGACGGCGUACGGCCUGCGUGGCCCGCAGAAGCAUGUCGCCCUCUCGCCUUUCCUCGAGCCGGGCCUUCCUAAUCGCUCCUUCCCGCCUGCCCUUGCCGCCCUCGUUACCUCCCCCGUCGCUCACCUCUCGCGGCCGCCCACCCCGGCGCAUCUCCUCACGCCGCCAACCCUCCCCGAGCGCGCCGACCCGCGUUCCGAAGCCGCUCGCCUCCUCGGUCCGCUCCCCGACGAGCGCAUCCGCGCCGUCAAGCGCCGGUGGUGGAACCUCCAGACGGGCAAAGUGCGCGCGCCGCUCGCCGUCAAGGUCCGCCGAGGCGGCAUCGACGUCGACGACUGCGCCGAGGCGCUCGCCGUCCUUGAGCGGGCCGGUCUUGGCGGCAUGCGCGAGGGCCUGCUGCGCGACGGCUGGCGCAAGCUCGCCGAGCUCGAGCGCAAGGCCGUCGGCGAGCAGGCCGACGGCGAAGUAGCGCCGGUGCGCCCGCUCCCGCCGCGCAGGCUUCAGACGCCCGAGCAGCGCGCAGCGUCGCACCCGCCGCCGCUGCCGCCGUCGAGGCGCAUCGCCGAGCACGAGGCCGACGCCGAGCCGCGCAUCUUGAGCCCGUCGGCGCGAGCGACCAAGUGGCACCGGCCCAAGCACCUCACGGCGCGCCUGCUGCGCCGACGCGCCGCCGCCGUGCUCGAGCAAGCGCCCAUCGUCGUCGUGCAUGUGCCCGCCGAGGGAGAGGGAGCGGCAGAGGGCGUCGGGCGAGAAGCAGAGGGCAAGGUCCGGUUCGAGGUGGUGCGGAGCGACAAGGCAAAGGGGGAGAAGGGGCAGUAUAGGGCCAUGACGUCGGAGGAGACGUGGUGGCAGGAGUGGGCCGCGUCGUUGACGCCGGCGAAGCCGGGCAAGGGUGCAAAGAAGCAGCGAUGAGCCUCGCGCUUC
Molecule: messenger RNA, 1152 nt
Organism: Rhodotorula graminis WP1
Lineage: Eukaryota; Fungi; Basidiomycota; Microbotryomycetes; Sporidiobolales; Sporidiobolaceae
Exons: 4
Coding region: 1-1140 (379 amino acids)
Source: RefSeq, a predicted model, not a curated record